AUGGGCAAGGGCUUCCACUACUAUGUACACUCUUUGAUUCUUAAAUCCAGAUCUCCUGUCUCUUCUCUCUUUCAGAUCAUCUUCUACGAGGACAGGAACUUCCAGGGUCGCUCCUAUGAGUGCAUGAGCGACUGUGCUGACAUGUCCUCCUACCUGAGCAGGUGCCAGUCCUGCAGGGUGGAGAGUGGCUGUUUCAUGGUCUAUGAGCGUCCCAACUACAUGGGAAUGCAGUUUUUCCUGAGGAGGGGCGAGUAUCAUGACAUGCAGCGCAUGAUGAGCAUGGGAAUGAUGUUCGACUCCAUCAGGUCCUGCAGAAUGAUCCCCUAUCACAGAGGCCAGUUCAGGAUGAGGAUCUAUGAGAGGGAGAACUUUGGUGGUCAGAUGUACGAGCUGAUGGACGACUGCGACAGCAUCAUGGACCGUUACCGUAUGUCCGACUGCAUGUCCUGCAACGUGAUGGACGGCCACUGGCUGAUGUACGAGCAGGCCCACUACAGAGGCAGGAUGAUGUACCUGAGGCCUGGAGAGUACAGGAGCUUCAGGGACAUGGGAUACAGCGGAAUGAGGUUCAUGAGCAUGAGGCGCAUCACUGAUAUGUGCUAG
This is a messenger RNA of Scatophagus argus, 603 nucleotides long. RefSeq names its product gamma-crystallin M1. The record is from RefSeq and is a predicted model, not a curated record. The coding region runs from base 1 to 603 and encodes 200 amino acids. NCBI's taxonomy places the organism in Eukaryota, Metazoa, Chordata, Actinopteri, Scatophagidae. Gene Ontology annotation, molecular function: structural constituent of eye lens. Gene Ontology annotation, biological process: lens development in camera-type eye; visual perception. The transcript has 3 exons.